Molecule: messenger RNA, 3902 nt
Organism: Anopheles aquasalis
Lineage: Eukaryota; Metazoa; Arthropoda; Insecta; Diptera; Culicidae
Gene: ome
Product: dipeptidyl peptidase 4 omega
Biological process (GO): proteolysis
Cellular component (GO): plasma membrane
Molecular function (GO): dipeptidyl-peptidase activity; serine-type peptidase activity
Source: RefSeq, a predicted model, not a curated record
CGAUGCUGGGUGGACUUACAAGUUCGCGCGCCACCUAGGGAAGAGAACGUGUUUUACGAACGGUUUCGCGUGCUCCAAGUGGAAAGUGAAAUCUUGGGCAACUUGCAAACGGUAGGGCGGGGGUAUAGUGCUUCAUUCUUGGCAUGCACCACCAGUGCCGCCGACGCUGUGUACACAUUCGUUCCGCGUGCGUCGUAGUGCUCGUUACGUAGCUCGUUGCUUCCGCAGCAGGAUCAUUACCGUGAUAUCAUCACAGUACUGAACACGAGUGUGCGUGAAACAGAUGUAAUCGAAGAAUGCUGUGAGCAAGGAAGAAAGCAUAGCCUACUACCGAAUACUAACCAGGGGCUACUCCGCUGACCACCUGCAAGCAAACUUGUGAUCGUGAAAACACCGUUCCAUGGGUCUCGUAGGAAUAUGAGCAUUUGCAGUGUGCUCGACAGGAACAGGAUCCUUAAAGCAGCAUCCUUGGUGUGAUCCCUUUUCCCGCAGCAGUCCUAAAACCCAAUAACGGGCUGAGCUAUGAGUAGAGCCACUCGGCAAACCUCCGCCGAGUAUCAACGAUUGGCCACGAGCGACCUGGUGUCAGAUAGCAGCGACUCGGAACCAGAAGACCCCGCGGUUGCAGCAGAAGGAACGUCGGAGGAAAGUGACACACCGGUACCCAGUGGUCGAUGGCGUGACGGUACCAUCGUAGACAUCGAACCACUGCAACGAGGCCGGAAAAUUGAAAUGUACCACCAGGAGCUGGUUGGUUCGGGCAAGAGUAGCCUUCGGCGGUAUAUGCUGCUCGGCACGCUAGCCCUCAUCCUCACGGUCAUCGCCGUCGCAUUGGUAGUGAUGCUGACGGCCGCUAAUGAUGAUGAAGGAAGCACGCCAGAAAAUGCACCAAUCGUGGCAUCCGGAGAUCCGAUCACACUCGAGGAUAUCCUGAUGGGAAGACUGUCGGCCGUGGGGUUCACGGGUACGUGGACUUCGAACGGUAAGAUCAUCUAUCGGGAUGAUCUCAGUUCGGUGAUGCUCUACGAUCCGGAACAGAACGAUGCGAAAACGCUGCUCGGACCAGCACAUGAGCAGCUUUUACAGGGCUUCAAGUUUGAUCUAUCACCGGACGGGAACUAUCUGCUGGUGGCUCGCGGUUACAGCAAGAUCUUCCGCCAUAGUUUUCUCGCUAUUUACGACAUUGUUGAGCUGAGCACGAGGCGCAUCAUCCCGGUGAAUGUUGGUGGUGCGAGGCGCCCACUGAAUCUGGUUGAAUGGGGUCCAACCGAUCAUUCGUUUGUCUUUGUGUUUGAGAACAACCUAUACUACCGGCAGUCGCCAGAUGCAGCCGAGAUCCAGAUAACAACCGAUGGCAGCCCAAGCGUUUACCAUGGUAUCCCGGAUUGGGUGUACGAGGAGGAAGUGUUCUCGACUAACAUCGCUACCUGGUUCUCACCGGAUGGUCGCCAGAUUGCAUUCAUUCGCUUCAAUGACACCGAGACGCCGCUCAUGAAAAUCCCAAUCUACGGACCACCGGGCAAUCCGGAUUAUCAGUAUCCGCAUGAGCUGUCCCUGCACUACCCGAAGGUGGGUACGAAGAACCCGAUCGUCCAUCUGUUCCAGUACGAUCUGCAGGAGCGCAAAAUGCAGGAAGUGGAACCACCGCGUGAACUGGUGAAUGCAAACCACGAUCACAUCAUUACCAGUGUCGGCUGGUCAUCGUCUAGCGAGCGGCUUAUAACGAUCUGGAAAAACCGAGUGCAAAACCAUGCGAUCAUACGAUCCUGCAAGGCGAACGGUUCCACUGCACCGGCCAACGACUGCCAGACGGUACACGAGAUCAAACUAACCGACGGUUGGCUGGAUCUGUUCAGUGCACCCAUGUUUAAUGCAGGCGGAACCCAUUUCGUGAUAGUUGCCUCUCAAAACCAGGGCGCGGCCGGUGGUUUCAAGCACAUUACCAUGAUCUCGACCACGGAACCGAACUCAGCGGAAGCCCUCACGAAGGGCAAGUUUGUUGUGCAAGAUCUGCUCAAGUGGGAUGCGAAGACGAACAUGAUCUUCUACACGGCCAACACGGAGGAGGAGUCACACGUUCUGCACGUGUACGCCAUCGAGGGACGGGUUGGUGCGGAGGCUCAAUGCCUGACCUGCGAUGUGAGCGUGGCAGAGAAGCAGAGCUUCUUCAAUGCCCAGAUUAGUCCAAAGGUUGGCAACUACCUGGUGCUAGAGGCACGAGGACCCAACAUUCCCUGGAGUCACGUGUUCCACUGGAGUGUAACGGAGGCUAAAAAGGUUGAACUGAAGUUGAUCAAAGCUUGGGAAUCGAACAAUCUGCUCGAGACAAUGUUGAAGCGGAAGGCCGUACCCAGGGUUGAGAUUCACGAGUUCGAGCUAGAUAAUGGGUAUAAGGCGAAGGCGUUGCUCUUGAUACCGCCCACCGUGAACACGAGCAGUUCAGCCGUCCAGCACCCGAUGCUGGUCGAUGUGUAUGGUGGUCCCAACUCGGCCAACGUUGUCGGUACGUGGUCGAUCGGUUGGGGAACGCAUCUUGCCUCGAACCGCUCCGUUGUGUACGCCAAGAUCGAUGGUCGGGGCAGUGGUUUGCGGGGUGAUCAGUUGCUAUACCAGAUCUACCGGAAGCUCGGUACAGUCGAGAUAGAGGAUCAGAUUGCCGGUGCCCGGAAGCUGGCCGAACGAUUACCAUACGUCGACUCGAAGCGUGUAGCUAUCUGGGGUUGGAGCUACGGUGGUUACGCAUCCGCCAUGGCACUGGCACAGGAUACGGAGCAUGUGUUCCAGUGUGCCGCAUCGGUUGCCCCUGUUACCGAUUGGUCGUUCUACGAUUCCAUCUACACCGAGCGUUACAUGGGACUACCGAGGGAUGAUAACCAGCGUGGUUAUGAACAAUCGCGCCUGACGGCUCAAUACGAUCGAUUCCGUAACCGUAACUACCUGCUGAUCCACGGUACCUUCGAUGAUAAUGUCCACUUCCAGCAGGCAAUGCAGCUUUCGCGUGCCCUCGAAACGCACGACAUUAUGUUCAAACAAGUGAGCUACCCCGAUGAGGAUCACAGCUUAGCUGGCGUUCGGCCUCAUCUUUACCACACGCUCGGUCGCUUCUUUAGCGAGUGUCUAAAAUUGGACUAAAUGACCUGCUGCUGCUACGUUUUACCGUUGCAUUCCGUAGCUUAGCUCUACGAUUAGAUCAAGAGAGAGCAGGCACUAAGAUCGUCACGAAUGUUAUCUACCUUUAUAAAAAAAAAACCAACCUCCUUAUUCCCCCGUACGUAAAUCAUCCUCCUCAGAUAUUGCCGCUACUUAAGCAACACAAACACAAAUAAUUUUGGUAUCCACCCUGGGCAGCAGGGUGAUGUAUAUAGUAGUUGGUAGCAAAAGUUGUUCGGAAUGUCCACAAUCCGGCUGACGGGCCGGUAUGGAUUGCAUUUCUCGGGAACAAUUGGAGAGACCCAGGCCAGCCAGGCUGUUGGUGCUCUGUUCUGUGCAUCGUUGUUGGCUGGCAUUUUAAUCCUGUAGGUUUGUGUAAGUGUAUGCUAUGUGUAAAUACCAUUAGGUCCAAUAAAGUGGCCAACAGUGUUAGGAAACAGUAUAGGAUCACGUGCGCACGCGACACAAUGAAACAUCUGGAGAAAGUUUUGUUUUAAGGCUUUUUACUGCCACAAAGGAAGGUACAAGAAAGCGAAACAAAGGUGUGGCAUAGCAAGAGAGGGCUAAAAAAUAGAGAGAACAGAAGAAACCGAAACGAAUGUGUCCGAAACACUAGUCAAAGGCAGUGAAACGGCACACAUCCAACAGCCUAGAAGGGAUUUAGACUACCCCCAACACCCAUGAGAAUGUUCAAUGAAGAAGUGCAAGGAUGAAAGUAGCUAAUACAAUGUCUUAUUUUAUGAAAAGAGAAA